AUGUGGCUUGAUCGCUUUCCUUGUAAUAUCCACACCACGACCAGGGAGACUGGAGCGAAUACUUCUCAUUGGUCUCGAUUCCGCGAAUGUGAGAUGCGACAACCUGACAUGCCCCGCUACCGUAUUGCUAGAAAGCUGCUGAUUAGUCUCUCACCCCGGGGAUAUAGAAUGCCCUGCACCAACAACGGGGUUCACAAGCUGUGGGAGCCCGUUGAGCCUCUUGGCACAAGUUUUGGAACAGACCCCCAGAAACCCUGGCCGCCAUUCGACAUGACUGGAACACCAAACAGCCCACCGGCAUCCGGCUCCCCUGGUCGCGCGAAAAAUGGCUCUCCCGCCAGGUCAAAGACUGCGUCGCCUUUGAGGUCCAAGACUGCUUCUCCUACAGGACCUGGCUCAACACAAAGUGAACACGAGGAUGCAACAGGCCAAAUUGAGGUUGACGAUGAGGGCAUUGGAUCUGACGGCGCGUCUACUAUUGAUGACCGGUGCGUGGUUGAUUACCCUACAGAGCACGGUCGUCGCUACCACGCUUUCAGAUCUGGAUCGUACUGGGGUCCUAAUGAUGAGACUGAGGCUGACCGCUUGGACUUCUUGCAUAUGAUGAUGGUCAAGGCCACCGGAGAGAAGCUUUUUAUGGCCCCGAUUGAGGAAGACAAGAUCCACAGGAUUCUUGACAUCGGUACUGGAACUGGAAUCUGGGCAAUGCUCAUGGGUGAGGAGUUUCCAAACGCCGAAGUGGUGGGAAAUGAUCUCAGCGCUAUUCAGCCAACUUGGGUCCCACCGAAUGUGAAGUUCGAGAUCGAUGAUGUUGAAAGUCCCUGGGUAAACUCUAAGAAGUAUGACUUCAUAUUUUGCAGAGAUAUGGCUGCGUCACUUGCAGACUGGCCGAAGUUGAUGGAGAGGAUAUAUGAGAACGUAAACCCCGGCGGCUGGGUUGAGUUCCAGGACUUCAACCUGCGAUACACUUCAGAUGACGGUAGUUAUACCGAACAGCACCAGACUAGCAAGUGGUCGGAGUUGUUCUUUGAUGCGUGCAAACGCAUCAACCGCGAAGCCAAUCCGGGACCUAAGUUGGAGGACUGGGUCAGGGAGACUGGGGACUACGUCAAUAUCACCCACCAGAAGUUCAAGAUUCCUGUUGGGGACUGGCCGAAAGACCCCUACUACAAGGAACUGGGCAUGAUCAACCUGAUGCAGAUCUUGGACGGGCUGGAGGCGUUCACUUUGAGACUGUUCACCGGCGUACUUGGAUGGACCAAGGAGGAGGUUAUCGUACUUCUCGCAGACCUUCGUUGUCUAUGCGCAGAAACCGGAGGCGGAGGCAUGAGUAUUCUUGCUCAAGACAAAAUACAUAUAGGCCAUUUGGCUUCAGGCCUCUCACCUUGUCCGGGCCCCGCUUCCGCUACCAGCCGGUCAAAACGGGCCGCUAGUUCGAACGGUCCGGCCCCGCCCGGUGUUGCUUCCGGAGCGGAGCUUAUGGUAGAUCUUGGCAGUUCAUCCGAAUCAACUAGCCAGUCAUACAAUCUCUGUCUGCACCAUCCGUGUUUCGUCCUGUUGCUAUCUCUAUAUGCCCAGGCCCAACCCUCUCCCGUGGUUCGUCUGGACAACGAUAUGGCUAGCAACUCAAUCAAUCAAGCUGGGGGCAAUCGAACUGGUGACGGUCUUCUUUCUGUCACGACGAUAAGACUCUUUGAGAUCCUUAACAUGGUUAUUCUCAAUACCGCAGAAGCAGGAAAUGAGCUCCGUGAGAAACGGAGUGCAUGCUACGGUCACAGACAGAGCUCUAAUUCAUUAUCGAAUGCUAACUCCGAGUCUUGGGUCCUUUGCCGCGUAAAAGUUUCAGCCAGUCAACCGGAACGUCAAAAAACAUACAACACCAGGUAUUCGCUGAUCGUCACCGACUCAACUACUAAUCUGGCCCUCAUCGGCUUGUCUAUGGGAGAGCGGACGGGAUCCCGAAUUCUCCGAUGGCAAUUACCGCCAAGUACACCGAAACAAGCCCCGUUGUCGGGAAUAGAUCUGGCCUUCACCCUCGCAACGAGCGUCCAAGGCGGUAUGGAGACUGACCUACGGAAGAUGCUCUGGCUUCUCGUCGCAACGCACACGAAUGUGGAAAUCGCGGUGCGAUCGCAAGCCAUCCCAGAUAACUUCGUCGGCAGAAAGUGGCAGCCGCGCUUUGCGGACCGGACGAAGUUGGUUGACAUCGAUGCCGCGGCAUCGAAGGAUAAGAUCUGUGGCAAGCGCGUCGUCAAGGGAGUGACAUUGUUCGUGAAUUCUUGGGCUAUUGAGUGGGAUAAGAAGGUGUUUUAUGAUCAAUAUGGAGACUUGGAAGCUUUCAUCCCUGAGAGAUGGCUGGACUUGGAUGUGUCUCUUGAUAACACCUUUAUGGUAUUCGAUAGCCUUUCAGGGGCCUUUGAGAGAGUACCGUUGGAGGAGGUCGACAAUAUGGCCAUGAACGCAAUCAGCUACAUGACGGAACCCUCUGAAUUCAAACUCGAGCAAGGUCACGAAAUCUCGGGCCUUGGCUUCCCAACGUAUAUGUCCAUUUCGUUCAGUCUAAACAUCUUGAUGGUGGAGCCAGCCGUAUCCAAACGCUUGAAAAUGACGGGUACUGCUAUCAGUCGGAUGCGAAGAAUAAUGUAUUACGACCGAAGUAUGGCUUCGCGCGGCCCCAGGCUGGGCGGUUUCGCUCGGUACAAUCUAACGGAAUCAGUCCACGAACGAAUCGCGCAAAUCUUGUCUGUCGACGCUGUUCGCAGUAGUCCACCACCUGAACAAGUCCUACGUUAUGAGAGCCAGACCAAGUCACGAACCCAAGCGGAGAACAAUAUUUCUUCGUAUUCGGUAGACACUUGGAAUUUCAAAUGCAAUGAAUUCGCUGUAAUCAAGAGCCAAAAUCUAGCUAUGGAAGUAACAAUGCUGGUGUCCUCGAUGUCCUUGGCGCCAAAGUUCCGGUGGCCCUUUUAUGCGCGCCUUGCCGCUUUGAUCUUCGCCGAGUCUGAUCCCAAAACCUAUAUUGAGUAUGAGAUGAUGAUUGACACAUCACGGGGAAGUGGUCCGUACUCACGCCUAUGA
This is a messenger RNA of Colletotrichum lupini, 3078 nucleotides long. RefSeq names its product methyltransferase domain-containing protein. Bases 1 to 3078 code for a protein of 1025 amino acids. The transcript is spliced from 27 exons. NCBI's taxonomy places the organism in Eukaryota, Fungi, Ascomycota, Sordariomycetes, Glomerellales, Glomerellaceae. The record is from RefSeq and is a predicted model, not a curated record. Gene Ontology annotation, molecular function: oxidoreductase activity, acting on paired donors, with incorporation or reduction of molecular oxygen; monooxygenase activity; iron ion binding.